AUGGCAGUCAAACAAUGGAAGCAUAGCAAGGAAUUGAUUAAGGACAUUAAAACUAAACAGGAUAGAUACGUCACAAAGUACAAGAAAGAGAUAUGCAAUUCAAAACCUCGUGAUUUAGUUAUGCAAUUAGAAGAGAGUGAUCUUCCAAAAUUAUUCCAACAUGAACAGAACAUCGAUCAUCAAUUUAAAACUAUUAAAUCUUUGAAAGAGUCACUUACAGAAAAGGAUGCAGUAAUUCACAACUAA
Molecule: messenger RNA, 246 nt
Organism: Acanthoscelides obtectus
Lineage: Eukaryota; Metazoa; Arthropoda; Insecta; Coleoptera; Chrysomelidae
Source: the annotation of a GenBank genome assembly